UGAUUUUUUCCUUUCUUUUGUAUUGUUUAAAGCUAUAUAGAAGAUUGCGCCAAUUGGAAGUAGGGAAUGUAUGGAAGAAACGUUCCAUGCAUGGUCAAUUAGGCAGACUGGCUAAAGUGCCAGAUUUUGCUUCGACUGUGAUUACUCCUGGUUGUCGGUUAAUCUUAUGUCGCUUUAGUAAUGAAUGACGGUGUUAUGCCGUUGAUGAAUUUUGCGCGUUUGAGACGCGACAAGGAAGAGCGCACUGGCCUUUCACUGUAGCAGGUUUUCUGCAGACUUUCGGUGCAUUUUACUCCGACGCGCGGAAGUGGGGUUUCGAAUUUGUGUCCCCGGGUGAGGUAGAUUUUUGUUGUGUUGGAUUUUGGAUGGUUUAGAGUAGUCGGUCUGUGGGUGUUUGUGAUCAUUGAGCUGCAAGAAGGUGACGUGAGAACACGUAGGAGGACAGGCUUCUUUUCGGUUGCCCUAGGGCUGUUCACUUCGGAGCUUUUGGAACGGAUUUGCAGGUUUCCGGCCUCGUGCAAGAAGCUAAUCUUAUCAUUAUCUGCUUACCACUUAAGAUGCAUUGUUGAAAACGCACCUCUGAGGGGUUCGACGUGACAACCACAACACCUGGGAGGCUGCUGAAUGUGAAGUGAAUACUAGGAACAAGAAUUGUACAGGCAGAAUGAGAAGGAAAUGUCAGGUUCCAAAUUAGAAGCGAUAAAGGAAAUGACGCCACUUGUGCCACCAGAGUUGCGGCUUGAAUUGCAAGCCGCCACUCGUGCUGUUAAAUGGACCUACUCCGUCUUCUGGAAGCCAGCGUCCAGUAAUCAGAAAACUUUGGUCUGGGGUGAUGGCUACUAUAAUGGAACCAUCAAAACUCGAAAAACCAUCGGUGCCAAGGAGUUGACGCCUGAGGAGUUCGGCUUGCAGCGUUCGCAGCAGCUCCGUGAUCUCUACAACUCAUUGUCCGACAGUAAAACUGGGCAUCAGCAAGCUAGUAAGCCAUUCGCGUUGAAGCCCGAGGAUCUUGCAGAACAAGAGUGGUUCUUCCUCCUGUGCAUGUCCUGCAAUUUCGCUGAGGGUGUAGGGUUGGUAGGAAGAGCAGCAGCAGAUGGACGAUACGCGUGGCAAUGCAAAACCAAUGAAAUAUCCACCAAACUUUUUACACGGGCUCUUCUUGCCAAGAGUGCCUCCAUUCAGACGAUUUUCUGCUUUCCUUUGAUGGAUGGCGUUGUAGAGUUCGGAACAACAGAACAUGUACCAGAGGACUCGAAUAUAGUGCAACAUGUUUCGUCUUUUUUCAUGGAACGAAAAAGGCAUAGCCACCCACAGCAUUCCGUGACCACUGAGCAAAAGCACGAGCAUUCGAAGAACAGUCCUCAGCAAUCGGAAAAUGUGGUUCACUGUAACCAACUUGCAGAAUAUGGCGCAAGCUCGAAGAAGGCCAAGCUUUCCAGCUCUCAAAUGGCAGAGGUUGAGAAUGAAACAUCUAUGAACAGAGUAAAUAGCCUAUUGGAUCCGACUAGUCAGGAACAAAGGACAUAUACACACCUCUUUCAGCAAAACCAGGGCAGUGAUUCAAGGCUGUAUAAAGGAGAAAAUCGGGGGAAAAAUCAAUCGGGUGUUUUACCUGGGAGAGUAUUUAGUUCGUGGAAGAAAAACUCAACGCCUUCUCAGAAAUCGCAGAAGGCUGAAAAUCGGCAAAAGAUUCUGAAAGAGGCUUUGUUUCGUGUCACUCGCCUCUACGAUGGUGCGUGGAAGAAUAAAGUAGACAGCAGCUUUAUAUUUACUGACCGCGCUGUUGAGGAUAGGACCUCUAACUUGGGAUCUCAAAAACCAGUACCAAGCUCCGAAGAAACAUCCGCUAGCCAUGUACUAGCUGAGCGUCGAAGGCGGGAGAAACUGAACGACAGAUUCGUGGCAUUGCGUGAGCUCAUUCCUAAUGUUUCCAAGAUGGAUAAAGCAUCCAUUCUUGGAGUUGCUAUUGAAUACGUGAAGGAGCUUCAGAGCCAACUCAGAGCUUUGGAGAGUAACAACACGCAGGAUGGAACACCGAGACAAUUUGGAACAGCAAAUGAGGAUGCAACGAUCACCAAUACCACCAGAGAGCACUUGGAGUGUGCUGGUGUUGUGCACGUAAUAGACGAGGACAAGGCAGCAACGUCCGAAUGUACGAUUACUGAAGAAAGCUUCAAACCUGGGCACGUCAAUGUGCGGGUUUCUAUGAAUAACGAUGUAGCUAUUGUCAAGCUCCAUUGCCCUUACCGACAAACGCUGCUUGUCGACGUGCUGCAGUCACUCAAUGAUCUCGAGUUUGACGUAUGUGGUGUGAGGUCUUCCAUAUCAGAUGACAUUCUUUCUACUGUCUUGGAAGCUAAGCUGAGAAGUGCUUCUGAUGGCUCAAGUCCAACUAUCAUCGAGGUGGAAAAGACCUUGCAUCGAGCUGCUGCAGGACUCUUGAAAGAACGAGCCAGUGCUUCUUCACUUCAAUGAGACUUCCCGUUAGCAAAUGAAUGUUUACUUGAUUCCAAUUACGGCAUCAAUGAACUGUUUUUCUUUAUCAUAGGUAACGCUUUUCAAAUAUAAGUAUACCGUCCCGAAGAUUCAGGUGACGUCUGGCUUCCAACUACUUACGAAUAACAUAUUUGUAAAGACUUUUUAAAAUUUUCUGCCUAUUUAACAGGCGUGCUACUGCAGCUCUCACGUCCCUCCAUGAAGUGGAAGGUCACUUGAGUGAGAUUAGUAAAUACUAGGUGUGGAAAAUAUGCACAGAUUCCAAGUAUUUGACCUUACGGCAGAAAUGCCACCAGAAUGUUAGAAAAGGCAUUUAAGAAAAUGAAGCAAAAAUCUGAAUUAUAUUAACCUCUUGUUUAUACAAAACUCAGGUACAUUAAGACCCAA
This is a messenger RNA of Physcomitrium patens, 2883 nucleotides long. RefSeq names its product transcription factor TT8. The record is from RefSeq and is a predicted model, not a curated record. Gene Ontology annotation, molecular function: protein dimerization activity. Lineage: Eukaryota; Viridiplantae; Streptophyta; Bryopsida; Funariales; Funariaceae.